UUUUGUUUAAAUGUAACACAUCUGCAGACAGAGGCAUCCUAGAGUCAGAGCAACCUGCCAGAGAAAUGGCGCGUGUGCUGUGUUUUCUGGCAGUGGGGCUGUUUCUGUGUGUGCUGGGACAGUUGACUGCAGCAACCUUGAGCCACAAUGACGUACUGAGAGCCAUCAAUGAUGCCAAAAGAGUCAUUGAUGAUGCCUACACUUACUCUCGUGCUGAGUCUCUGAGGCGUAUAAGGAGGGGUAGCUAUAAUCCAUCUGACCUCCUGCGUUUGAUGAAGCAGCCGGCCCGAGAUGCUCGCUCUGCAGUGAGAUCAGCAGACUACCUGGAAUACACUCUCCAUCUCCUGAACGAAAGACACCACAUCCACAAGCGCUCACUCAAUGCUACAGAUUUGAUCAGCGAAGAGGAUCUGGACACUAUCCAUCGUCUGACUGGAUGUGCUGCCCGUGUACGUCAACCUAAUUGCAAGUCCACACCCCACGUAAACCAGUACCGUACAACUACAAGUGUCUGUAACAACAGGAAUUUCCCCCGCCGUGGCUCCUCCUCCACCCCCUUUGCUCGUUGGCUUCCAGCUGAGUAUCAAGAUGGCAUCUCCCUACCACAGGGCUGGGACCCCAUGCUCCAGCGCAAUGGAGCCAUGCUGCCACUGGUGAGGCUCGUUUCAAACCGCAUCCUUAGCACAGCCAACGAGGAUGUGGUGAGUGACAAUCUCUACACGCAUCUGAUCACCAUCUUCGGCCAGUGGACGGACCAUGACCUCACAUUAACACCUUUCUCUCCGAGCAUCCGAUCCUUCAACAGCGGCAUCAACUGUGACGAUAGCUGUGAACGUACAGAGCCAUGCUUCCCCAUUGGUAUUCCUCCCAAUGACACACGCUCUGACGAGUGCAUGCCCUUCUUCCGUUCUGCUCCAGCUUGUGGGACUGGCAACACCGGUCACAUUUUCGGAGCCACCAACGUGCGCGAGCAGCUGAACGUCCUGACGGCCUUCCUGGAUGUGGGGCAGGUGUACGGCUCAGACGAAAAGCUGGCGGAAGAACUGCGCGACCUCACCAAUGACAAAGGCCUGCUGAAGGUGAACGAGCAGUUCACAGACAACGGACGUGAGCUGCUGCCCUUUUCUCGGAAGAAGGACAUGUGUGCCAACCGUAGGCGUAUCACUAACGAUAGCAACGCUCAAGAGGUAAACUGCUCCCUGGCUGGGGAUGAACGUGUGGAUGAGAACAUUGGGUUGACCUCUAUCCACACUUUGAUGUUGCGUGAACACAACCGUUUGGCACGUGCUCUGGCCAAACUUAAUCCCCAGUGGAGUGGAGAGACCAUCUAUCAGGAGGCACGCAAGAUCAUGGGUGGCUACUUCCAGGUGAUCACGUUCCGUGACUACUUGUUACACAUUAUUGGCCCAGAUUUCCUUAACGGACCUCAGCUUGGCCCUUAUCCUGGUUAUGAUGAGAAUGUGGACCCGUCCAUCGCAAAUGUGUUUGCCACCGCAGCCUACCGCUUUGCCCAUCUGGCCAUUCAGCCCUUCAUGUUCCGUCUGGAUGAGAACUAUCAGGAGCAUCCACAGUGGCCCAACGUGCUGUUCCACAGGAACUUUUUUACACCCUGGAGGCUGAUCUUUGAGGGGGGCAUCGACCCAGUGAUUCGUGGUCUGGUGGGCCGUCAGGCAAAGCUCAACACACAGGACACCAUGAUGCACGAUGAGUUGCGCGAGCACCUCUUUAGGUUCCUUAGUCACGUAGCGCUGGACCUGGCUGCUCUGAACAUGCAGAGGGGACGCGACCAUGGCAUUCCUGGCUACAAUAGCUGGCGUGGCUUCUGUGGCCUGUCCCAGCCUCGCACGCUGGAUGAGCUGGCCGUGGUCAUGAACAACACCAAGCUGGCCCGUAACCUGUUGGAGCUCUACGGCACCGUGGACAACAUCGACGUGUGGCUGGGAGGAGUGGCCGAGCCUUUCGUGGACGGAGGACGCGUGGGACCACUGUUUGCCUGCAUCAUUGCCAGACAGUUCAAGAAUGUCCGCCAGGGUGACAGGCUGUGGUGGGAGAAUGACGGUGUAUUCACCGAAGCCCAGCGUGAGUCUCUGCGCACAGCAUCUCUGUCUCGUUUCAUCUGUGACAACACCGGCAUCACUGAUGUCCCUGAGAACCCCUUCGAGUUCCAGCCACGUGGCUCUGGGUACACACGCUGUGAGGACAUCACAGCCUUUGACCUGAGCCCCUGGAAAGAAAAUGCUGCGGGCCCAACCAAAGACUACGCCCCAUGGAAAAGUGAGCAAGGUCCAGCUGGACCCCCAGGCCCUGCUGGUCCCCCUGGCCCACCUGGCAAUGCUGCUCGCGCUGCCUUCGCCUUGCGCCUGGGCUACAACUUCCCGCACCCAGGCAAACCCAUUGCCUUCAAGGAUGUCAUCUACAACGGCCAGAGCCUGUACAACACCCAGACUGGCGUGUUCACCUGUGUGGAGCCCGGUGUCUACCAGUUUGACUUCCACUGCACGCUCUACCAGAACGUGGGCAACGUGGACCUGCGCCACAACGACAAGCUGGUGCUCCACUCCUUCACCACGCAGCAGAACGGCUACGUCACCGCCACCGGGGGCACCAUUCUGCAGCUGAAGGCUGGGGACCGUGUCUACCUCAGUGCCAACUAUGGCGGCAACGGCCUGACCGCCGACAGCUUCUUCUCCGGGCACAUCCUCUUCACCGUCUAAUGGACAGAGGUUACAUGUCAAUGAGAGCUACUCUCUUCUUGAGUGGCAUAGUCUCAUAGGUCUAUAUGAUCUGAUUUACUGUUACCUGUCCUCUUCACACACAAAUUCUCCUCUUCUCCUCUCCUUCCUGUCUAGUCUCUGCUCUCUCUUUCUCCAUCACUCAGGUCAGGAAAAAUGAAGAUGAAGGAUGAGCACUUAAUAUAUGUGUAUCACAUGUCGUAUUUAUUUUGUGUCUUAAAUUGUUUCAUGAAUGAUUGCUCUUAAUGUAUUUGUCAACGCUAAUGGAUGUAUUCUGUCAAUUUGGAUGAUAAGAAAAAUACUUUCAUGGAGGAACACUUGUUUGCACUGAUUUAACAAUGCACUGAAUGUACAUACUCACAAACAUAUAGCCACAUUUUCACAAAUUCAGAAUGUGAAGCUAAAAGGCUAUCUGACUUUUAAAUUAUGGUGAUUAAUUAGCACCAAUUCAGGGAUUUGAGUCAAUAACUGCUGUUAACAUAAAUGGGAAGUGUUUGCUUGUUGAAUUGUGUUCCUGUCCUGUCCUUUCUUCAAGAUCUUUGUAUACAUUCUUAAUGCAAUAAAAUCACAAUUAAGACUAA
Molecule: messenger RNA, 3313 nt
Organism: Alosa alosa (allis shad)
Lineage: Eukaryota; Metazoa; Chordata; Actinopteri; Clupeiformes; Clupeidae
Product: eosinophil peroxidase-like
Exons: 15
Coding region: 66-2714 (882 amino acids)
Biological process (GO): response to oxidative stress
Molecular function (GO): protein binding; heme binding; peroxidase activity
Source: RefSeq, a predicted model, not a curated record